Messenger RNA from Clupea harengus (Atlantic herring), 5263 nucleotides. RefSeq names its product protein phosphatase 1, regulatory subunit 26 (gene ppp1r26). NCBI's taxonomy places the organism in Eukaryota, Metazoa, Chordata, Actinopteri, Clupeiformes, Clupeidae. Gene Ontology annotation, molecular function: protein phosphatase inhibitor activity. Gene Ontology annotation, biological process: negative regulation of phosphatase activity. The record is from RefSeq and is a predicted model, not a curated record.
CGCGCAUUUUCUGCGCGUAUCCGUGCGGACACUACAAUUUUAAGAAUUACAAAGAGAAUCUCCGAAACCGGGAAAAUUCACCAUCAUUGUGCUUACUUCUACAGCUUUUCAGAAUGUGAAGAACAUGAGGCAAAUGUAGCAGCGGUGAUCUGAUGAUCUUCCUUGGCCACUGUUCCGACCCUCUAGAAUGUUCCUGAAGAGCGUGCCUCCAGCGGUGGCAAUUCACUCAGACUGGAGGAGUGUUGGGAGUGUUAGCAGUGUCGGAGGUGGCGCCCCCCAGAGCCUGGGCCUGCCACUGUGCUUCAAUGACUCAGACAGCAGCCUGUCAGGUAGCGGCACGCCCAUCAGCCACAAGGUCCAGAUGAUCAUCGAGACCCUACGGACCACCCAGUCCUCCGUCGAAAUGAACGACGGGGGUCCAACGGAAGGGACAGGGUCUGCACACUCUAGCCGGGAGUCCUUACGGCCACAGGGACGCAACAUGAAGACAGGGCCCAGUGGUUCCAGAAGUGGGGCAGUGGUGGACUGCAGACCACCUUUGUUACAUCCGAACACGAAUCCAAAGAGUCAAGAUUCAGACUCUGACAGUGACAGUUCAGUUGAUCGUGGGAUUGAGGAGGCCAUCCAGGAGUACCUGAAGGAGAGGGUGGACCACAAGCGCAAGGCAGAACCAUCUCCUAACCCAGUCAGCACCAGCCCAGCAGCCAAACUCCCAUGCCGAGAGACUGUGGUCACGGCAGAUAACCUACGUCCACAAUCGUGCUCCGACAGUAACAAGGUGCUCACAGCCAGCAAUCAUAUUCUCAAGAAUUCUAAAGGAGGUGUUAGCCCAUUAGCAAAUAUAAAGAAGAAGCUCAAGAAGAAGAGGCUAAGCAAGGAGAACCCUGUAAAGAAACCAGCUGUGACCAUGCUAUCAUUUUUUAAGAAACUGCCAUCACAUGACCAAAGAGGAGCGUCCUCCACCCUCCCCCACCAAGACAAAGCGCAGCCCUCCCUGGUUGUCAAAGCAGAGGAGCCCCUAGAGGCCAGUAGCAGUAGUGAUGAUGGCAUUGAGGAGGAGAUCCAGCGCUACCAGCAGCAGAAGAACCAGGAGCGGCUUCAGCUGACCACACCACAGAUAAAGAAGGAGGAUUCUGACUCCAGCAGUGAUGAUGGCAUAGAAGAAGCCAUCCGCCGCUUCCAGCAGGAGAAAGAACAGAAUGAGAUAAUUCACCAGAAGACAAAUAAGAGCGUGGUUAAACAGUCGCCGCUCAAAAACGCUCCCCCAGUUGGCAAGGUGGGUCUCCUCAGCACAGACAAAAUGGAAAUUAUGUCAGGCAAAAAGGCCUCAAAACCUACAAAUCCUGGACCCACAAAGAAGAAAAGGAAAGAGAAACCUGGGACGGAGGGGAAGUCGCCCAUGACUGGCUUCUCCCCUGACAGACCUGCAUCUCUAGGCAGUCCCUCCUCAGACAGUUUAAAUGGCAGAGGGCAUGUUGUUUCCCCCAGCAGACCAGAGCCUACACCAGUGCCUUUGCUAAAGGUCAACACAACAGCUGAACUCAUGUGUGCUGAAGCCAUCUUAGACAUCUCCAAGGCUGUGAUGCCCAUGACCUUUGACCCUAGUCCACACCCCCUGGAGCACACACUCCUUGUGGCCUCCACAGGCCCCCCAAUAUCCUCUAAGGAUCUAAGUGAUGCAGAGAGCUCUGUGGACAGUGAGGAUGGGAUUGAGUUGGAAAUCCGGAAGUUUCUGGAGGAGAAAGCCCAAAUGCAGAAAGAGACGCCAGCUGCACCAGUCACAGCCCAAGAACCACCCAAAACAACAUUUAGACCUAGGCUUCCAACUGAAUCAGAGAAGGGGGAUCAAAGUGAUGGAAAGAGUAGUUCAUUCGACAGCGACGAGGAUCUGGAUGCCGCCAUCAAAGACCUACUUAAAACAAAGAAGAGGGUAAAAAGAAAGUCAAGAAAACCCCUUACAAAACCAGCAGGCAACUCCCCCACCACACACCCAUCCAAAAAACCCAAACUCCCUUCUGAUCCCAUUGUUAAGACUGCCAAACCCAGCCUUUCUAAGGGAGUAAAAAAGAAAAUCAGUCAGGUAAAAAACAAGAAGCCCCACAAGGCUGUUAAGAGCUCUCCAGACGUAAAGUUGGAGAAGAACGGUAAAGCUCUAGGUCAGCAGGCCAAACCAGACAUAGCUGAGGGUGGCAGUGCAGGAAUUGAUAUUCCAGACUGUCUAGCUGUCAACAAGGAGGAAGAAGACAGUAGCUCAGUUGACAGUGAUGACAGCAUUGAGAUUGAGAUCCGCAAGUUUCUAGCAGAGAAAGCUAAGGGAGGAGGUGGCAACACCAGCAUGACCACUGCCACCGUAAAGACGGAGGAUGUGGAGCCAGAGAGAAGGCUUGAGGACCAGAACCUCAAAGAGGACACCUCCCCUCCUAGGGCCAUCAAGUUGGAAGAUCAGCAGGCUGAAAUUCCUCUAGACUUGGGAAUGCCAUGCUUAGAUGCACAAUUAGAGAGCACUAGGGAUAGCCAGGCAACGGUGGGAAGCCCUGCCCGGGAUGGACUCUCUCACACCCCACCGACAACCUGUAAGGGAGAAAGGAAGAGGAGCUUCGAGGAGAGACACUCACCCAACAUUGUCUCCCCUCCUGGAGACAAGUCUCACUUGUACCCUAACUGUGACACACCCAGUAGCAAACCACACACCCUUACACACACACCCAGCAGACCACACAGUGUCAGACACUCUCCCAACAGAACACAAACAACCAGCAGCCCAAAUGAGAUUCCUCCCUCUCAGACAACCCCCUGCCCAGAACGCACUAGUAACCCCACUGCAACCAGUCUCCCUCGACUCAGUCAGAGCAGCCGUCCAAGUGCGGUGGACUCAUGUGGUAGGAACACUGUUUUCUCGACGUCUUUACCUGUGGUCACCUUUUAUCGAAGUUCAACGGAGACCCCGGUUAGCAGAGACAGCCAAGCACCCCGUGUUAGCCCUGGCCGUCAUUUGCAGGCAAGUGGGAAACGUGGACGAUGGGACCAGCCCCCACCAUCUCAAACCCAACAGCCCUGUGGAAGCACCUUGCAGAAGUACCAGGAGGCCUUGCUGGGACAGUCAGCCCAGCAAGCCAGCCACUCACAGGCUGGAGGUAGACAGGAGAGAGAGGGAAAGGAGGAGAGAGAGAGAAAAGAGGAGAGAGAGAGAAAAGGACAGACUGAAAUGAGAGAGGUGAAGCAGAAGGAAGAGGCAGAGUGCAUAGAUGAAACAGAUCUGGAUUCAGAGGAGGAGAGGAGACAUGGAGAGAGGCAGAGGCAGAGGGAGGGUAGACAGCAGAGGUUCCCCAGUGUGUGAGUACAGCCCCUUCCCUUUCCAUGACCUUUCACCUUUUUUGUAUAUUAGCUCUCACAAGGUGAUCAGGUGCAGUGGAUCUUCCACUGCUUGCGUUAAUUCCACAUAUUUUAUAUAUGGCGAGGCACCAAGGGAUCUUAGCUUAGUGGGAGUGAGUUCAAGUAUGGUUGUAGAAAAGUUUUUGUUUUCUUUUUAAAUGUGUUUGUACAUUUAUAAAUAUAUUUAAAUGCACAUAAUAUGCCAUCAAGAGGAAGAGAUUGACCUUUUUUUCAUUUGUGUGUUUAAACUCAAUGUAUUCCUUUUUGUUUUGAAUUUUUGUUUUUACUCCGACAGAAAGAGGUUUCCUCAACAGACUUUAAGAAGUCCGAUUUUCGUUCUGUAAUAAGGAUUAAGAGUAUUACCCAAACAAAAUUGAUUGGGAUUAUCUCUUACCUAAAAAUACUAACAACUGUAUGCUAAAGGAGGUCCGUUCAAUGGUCGAACUGAGGUUCUCAGUCUGAAACAGGAUAGUUUGAAAUAUUUCUCUAAAGUCAGCGCACAAGUGGUUAUAUCGAAUAGUGCACAGCUCUGAACACAUACUCAAAACAAACACAGUAUCACACAUUCACAGUGUAAGUCUCUGCAACAAAUUUAAGUGUAAAAGUUUAAGCCACAACAUUCAAUAGAACAACUGGCAAAAAUGGUGUCAUUAAGGAGCAGCUGGUGUGGGUGAAUGUGUGUAUGAAACGUUUGAGGAACUGAGAAGGACUAUUUUCAUCUGAUGAGGUACUGAAAAGAACUACCCUCUUUCUGUAGGAACAUAUCACCUUAAGGGCCUCUAUCUUUUUUUUAACCACAUUCUUUCAUUUCCAUUCUGUGUGUGUGUGUGUGUAUGUGUAUGUGUGUGUGUGUGGUGUCUGUCUGUCUGUCUGUCUGUCUACAUCUGUCUUAUUGUCACCUGGGAGAACGUACAUAUCACAUCACAUAUUCUCACAAAGCUUUUUUGCCAGAGAGCAAGGGCAUGGGUCAUGUAUGUGUGGAGGAAGGCAGGCUGGAGCUGUCACGCAUUCAGAAAGGACACCAAGCCCAGCAAAUGUGGUUACUAUGGUUACUAGAGGGUAAAAGUAGGUCUACAUAUAUCAUCCAGAAGGGGUCUUGCACUCAUUUAAUGAAAAAAACUCUGUCAUCCAUCUCUUCAUCAUCAAUUUGCUCUCCUUUCCUGUCCACUCGGCUUGUGCCCAUGUCUUUCACCCAAAACAACCUUAAUUUUUCUCUUCUUUGAACUCCUCUUAUCUUCAUCUCAUCUUCUGUGUUGUCUCUGCCUCACUGGGUUUGUUGGCUAAAGGUCUACUCCAGGAUUUAGCUAAAUUAUAUUUUAAUUCACAAAAGGUUAUCAUUGACACUACUUCUUUCUUUCUUAAUUUUUUUAUCUGAUUUGAAUCACAUUGAUUAAGAUAAAUUGGAUAAAAUUUAUGGCGUAUGUCUGUUCCUGAGGAAGCCUUUGCCCCUCCCAGCUAGCUCCCUGCUGCAGGUGAAGCGCACAGAUGUGUAAAAGGGACUUCCCCUUCAAAAGCAAAGGACCUCUCCAUCUUCUUGUGGUUUCCAUAUGCUCUUUCUUUCUCUGUUGCACACACACAAACAAUUCCAAUUUCACAAGUGUGAAGUUCAGGUUAGGUGGUUCCUCUCUGUUCUGUUUUUUUUUUUUUUUUUUUGCUUGUGGUAAGAACUCAGCAUUUUCUCCUGGAUUUCAGAUGUGAAAAGAAUGUUAUUUAUUUUUGUUUAUAGACUUAAAGAAAGGAUAAAAAAGACAUACUGACUAUGCUGUGCAUCGCCAGUUUUCAUAAAUAUUUUGCAAAACUGAUGCUUUUUCCCUUUUUCCCGGUGGAAAGGAGGGUGGCAUUCUGACUGGAUCUUUACAAGUGCUACAGUGUAAUAAAUAAUGACUCUGAA